GUAUACAAAUACCUCCCGAGUUGGAUAAUAAGCAUAGUAAUGAAGAGGUGCAGAAGAAGAGGGAGGAGAAGUGGGGUCCGAGACCUCAGCCAGCAGAACCACCGAAAAAAGAUGAUGAUGGUGAUAGUCGCUAUAACGAAUUGUGCUGCAUGUAUAUCGGAGGCUCAAUGCAGCCGCCCUUUGAGAAGUGUCUCGGCCGCCGGAAGUAG
Molecule: messenger RNA, 209 nt
Organism: Perkinsus marinus ATCC 50983
Lineage: Eukaryota; Perkinsozoa; Perkinsida; Perkinsidae
Exons: 2
Source: RefSeq, a predicted model, not a curated record